AUGGGCAGAAGUAAAUUAUCAUCUAGAAGAAAUGGUAAGGGUAAAAGGAAAAGAAGUCUAUUGUCAGACGAAGAUAGAUAUUAUGAAUCAUCUACAUCAUCUACUACAACUAUUUGUGUUAGAAAUAUGCCACCUUCAUUUUUUCGAGAUGAUGGAAAAGUUGAUGACGAUGAUUACGUUGUCUCAGACCUUUCUCAAUCUCAAUUACAACCAACAACAUCUCAAACAAUUCAACAAUCAUCAACUCAACAAACAGUUCCGGUGACUCCAAAAUCAAUUUCACCUCAAUCAAUCCCCACAACGACAUCAUCACCUGUAAUUCUUACUACUAGUCUUGCUCCAUCACCAACUCAAAAUACAACAUUGGGACAGGCUGAAUGUGAUAAAUUCACAAAAACUUGUCGUGAUGUAAAUUGUGCUUUCAAAGAUUAUACUGCAACAUGUGAAAAUGGGGGGAAAUGUACGUGUACUAGCGGAUUCCAAAAUUCAUUGAAUGAUGAAAUUAUAGAAUAA
Messenger RNA from Entrophospora sp. SA101, 513 nucleotides. NCBI's taxonomy places the organism in Eukaryota, Fungi, Glomeromycota, Glomeromycetes, Entrophosporales, Entrophosporaceae. The record is from the annotation of a GenBank genome assembly.